This is a messenger RNA of Diorhabda carinulata, 5731 nucleotides long. RefSeq names its product luciferin 4-monooxygenase-like. Gene Ontology annotation, molecular function: long-chain fatty acid-CoA ligase activity. The coding region runs from base 236 to 1936 and encodes 566 amino acids. Gene Ontology annotation, biological process: fatty-acyl-CoA biosynthetic process; long-chain fatty acid metabolic process. The transcript is spliced from 7 exons. The record is from RefSeq and is a predicted model, not a curated record. NCBI's taxonomy places the organism in Eukaryota, Metazoa, Arthropoda, Insecta, Coleoptera, Chrysomelidae.
AUUCAUUGAUAUUUCUAUGUCAGAGCCAGAAAACAUGUAAUCAUGCUCUGAUGUAGGUAAAUCGAAUAAACGUGAGUAGAAAGUUUAAAUAUCACGUAAUGUGUGAAUAAUAAUUUUCUAUAAAUAGGUUAAGUCAACGUUAUGUUUUCAAGUCAACUCGUUGAAAAUUAAGCUGCAUAUUUACGUUGAAAGUGUUGUUCAAUUCACUCACUAUUUGCAUAAUAUUAUCAAAAAAAUGAGUAACUAUUGGAUAGAAGGCAAUAUUAUUAAAACACAGGAUGUUAAUUUUACCGCCGAUCACUUGGGUGGAAUAGGAAAUGUAUUUUUUCAACGAAUGAAACAGAACGGAUCCAAAGUUGCGCAGAUAUACGCACCAACGGGAGAGAAAGACACUUUUGAUUCGCUUCUUCAAAGAUGUAUAAGAACGGCCAUUGUUUUACGGAAAAAAGGAAUAAAAAAAGGAGACAUAGUCACAGGAUGCUCAGAUAACCAUCUGGACGCAUGCGUUCCGAUAAUUGCUUCUCACAUGAUCGGAGCCAUUCCUUGUUCUCUGGAUCCAACUUUAUCUAACAUUGAACUUGAGAAAUUAAUUUCGGAUGUAAAGCCGAAAAUUAUUUUUACAGUACAAAGUACUUUGAAAGAAAUCAGAUAUUUUACGAAAAAAUUGGAAUUGAAAACGGAAAUAGUAGUUUUCGGUCCUACGGAGGAAUUCACAGCAUUCUCUGAGUUUAUAGAACCGCAAGAAGAAGAGCAUGAGUUCGAACCUAUAUUUAUCAAAGAUCCCAUGGAAACCGCCGCUAUAUAUUUCAGUAGCGGUACUUCCGGCUUCCCUAAAGGUAUAUGUUUGAAUCAUUAUUACUAUUUUCAUCAUUCGCCGCUAGUUCCGCCAGCUCAAAAUAACGAUGUGGAUAAACUGAGACAAAUAUAUGAAAUGAACAUAAAAAAAUCUGGUACUAGUUUCUUAACAUAUGGGUCUCUAUAUUGGAAUUCUUCUGGUGCAGGAUUAUUUUUGUCUGCUAUUACUGGAGUUACUAGACUUUUGUGCAGCACUUUCGACGCUAAGGAAUUUUGGUACUUGGUUGACAAAUAUAGAGUCUCGGGGGUAUUCUUAACCCCUUUUCAAGUAACAGAACUGGUGAAAUGCGGUAAACCCGAAGACGCUAGCUGUGAUACAUUAGUCAGAAUCUCAACAGGAGGUGCGGCUUUAUCCAAAAAAUAUAUUUUCGCUUUGCAGGAAAUUCUUCCGGAAACCGAUAUAGUACCGACGUACGGACAAACGGAAAUAGGUGUUCUAACUAGUUUUCAACUUCAUAAUAAAACUCAAAGAGAAUUGUAUAAAAGCAAUCCCGAUAUUGUUGGAUUGCCGAUGAGAGGAAUUUGGUACAAAGUGGUAGAUCCGGAAACUGAAGAAAUUCUUGGUCCAAAUCAACCGGGAGAACUACGAGUUAAAGCAAAAACCGUCAUGAACGGUUACUACAAUAGAGAUUUUUCAAAUAGAUACGACAAAGAUAAUUGGUUCCGAACUGGUGACGUUGUAAUGUAUGAUGAAAACUGCUAUUUCUACGUAGUAGAUCGACUGAAAGAAAUGUUGAAAUAUAGAGGGUGGCAUAUUCCGCCGGCCAUUUUGGAGCUGGAAUUAUCACAUCUUCCUGCAGUACGACAAUCAGUAGUAAUAGGAAGGAAGCAUGAAGAAGAUGGAGACCACCCUAUGGCACUAAUAGUUCUAGAAGAAAGCUACAAAGGUAAAAUAACUGAAGAAGAAAUUGAAAAAUACAUCGAGAGUAGGGUGCAAGAUAAGCAGAGGCUGAGAGGAGGGAUUAUGUUUAUCGACAGUAUACCUUUAACUCCAUCUGGCAAGGUGAAAAGAAAAGAACUUAAAGUACUCGCGAACGAACAUCACUGUUGGAAAUAUGCUAAAAGACCAUCGAUCUCGUAAAAUAUGAAUUACUCAGCAAACCAUAUUAAAACGAUAAAAGUCACGGAGAAUUUAUAUAGUUUUGGAGCUGAUAACGAGUAUUUUACACUAUAUUUUAUGAUAUAUCAUUUUCUAUUUAUUUAUUUUAAAUGGACGAUAUGAUAUUUUUCUUAUUACACGAAACAAUCCAACGAAAAUAAUGACAGUAUAAUAAAAUGUUCAAAGUUAAAAAGAAUAUCAAAUCAAAAAACAAGAACGAGAAUAAUUGUUUGUUUGAAUUUGAACUUUACAAUUUAUUCAUUCAAAUGACAAUUGAAGAAAGAAUUUCUAACAUACCAUUCGAUUUGUUACGUUUUUCUUCAAAUAUUUUGAAUAUUCCUUUGUUCACGUAUCGUGGCACAGUAGUCACUUCUAUUUCAAUCAUUCUGACAUUCGAAUUUUUGAAGAAAUUAAUUUGUUAUCGACCUCCCACUUCAUUUCUUGCCUUGUUGUAUUCUCAAUGCUUUUUUAUCUUUCUUUAUGUAUGUUUGUAUAAACAGACAUAUUUUUAGUCAAAUAAGAAAUUGUAUUAGUUUACAUUAAGACACCAAUCGCGAGGCUGUUCUAGUAUAGUUAAAGGUCAUGAAUUCAUGAAAGGUGAUUUCAUGAAUUAUGUAAAUAGUUUCCUUUCGUAUCUUAUCGUUAAGAUGUUUAACAUUUCAAUUUUCAACCGUAUAUUUUAUGGAAGUGUUAAACAUUUCAUAUCUUGGUUAAGUUUACCGGUCCAACUUAGUAUUGGAUUUACGAGAUUAACAUUUAUAUUAUUAUAUCGAUAAUAACAAAGUUGUAGCAAAAAAAGCAGCUCUUGUUAACAUAUAUGUUUUUUUCUUCUUAAUCUUCCCAUUCAGAUUCUUCAAUUCUUGUUAUUUUGGCUUCUUCGUAGACUGGUAAGUUUACUAAAUAAAUCAGAAGUGGCUACUGGGCCACAAUACGUGAACAAAGGAACGUUUGAAGUCAAAAGUAACAAGCCGAAUGACGUGUUACAAAUUUAUUCAUUAAAAUUGAAAUUUCUGCAAUAAAACAACGAUUUUUCUGUAGUACCUACUUAGUAAAUUUGUAUCUUAUAUUACACAAUAGGAAUAUAGUCAAUUAAUGUGGUGCAAAUAUGAUUUCUCAUGAAAAAAAAAUUAGUGAGUAAAAUUGUUCCAGUUAUAACUACAUAAAAUAUUAUUUUGUUGAAAGAUUAGGUGUGAAAAAGACUUGAUGAUUUAAUUUUUAUUUCGUCAAAUCAACUUGUAAACGUACUCAAUCUAAAGUAAUAUUGUUUGAUAGAAAACAACUAUGUGCCUGAUUUUAGUAAACUUCCUUAUUUUGACAAAUGAAAAAAAUAAUAAUAAGUUGAAACCUAUUUGUUGUCGCUUCUUCAUGUUAAACUAAUCCGUAGACAUGUGAAUAACGCCGAUUUUAACUUUUAUAAAAUCGUAGCGAUUAUUUUUAAGACGUCGCAAAGUCCUUACCUUGCAAAAUCUGUAAUAACGUUACAUGCCACACCCAGAGGUAGUAUGAUUUUAAUGGAUCAAAAUUUAUUGAUGCUAUUAGCAUAGUGAAAUUUUCGAGCACCUCUUUUAAAUAGUUGUUUCGAUAAUUUGAAUUUAACGAUUUUUUAAGUCAUGACUUUUUGUAAUGAAAUUUGAGUAAGCAACUUCAAUGUAAUAUCUUUUCGUUAGAAAAUUGAUCUUGUAAAUUAUUGUAAAGCAUUUUAAUAACGCAAACAACAUAGAUUCAAAAUUAUAUAUAUAUAAUUAUAAAAAAAUUUCCUCAUUCCACUUCCUUUGGAGAUAUUAUUUUCUACGAUGUAAGUUUGUUCUCCUGAAAUUUUGUAAAUUUUGCGAAUUUGGUAGUUUUCAAAAAUUUCUAUUAAUUAGAAACGUUUACCAUAUUCAUUAUUAAUUCACUUGGAUAAAAUAAAAAAUUGAUUUUAAAUGCAAUACUUUGAGAAUAAAAACAAUAGAGAUCUUGUAUGUUUUUUCUUAUCUGAUUCUAUUGAUUCUAGGAAAAAACAUCACUAAGAUCAUUAAGAUUAAAAAAUGUUUCUGAAAAAAUAAGUACUUAUAUUUCAUAAUAAGUAAAUCUCGAAAUAUAUAUUUUUCUGCUAAUUUCACUACGUAUUUCAAAACAUAUUAUAAUCAUUGCUUUUGCACGAAAUAUACAAAAUUAUCAGUAUCAUUAAUUUGAGAAAAAGCAAAUCCCAAUUCCGAUAAUUACCCUGUAGUGGGAAUACUCUUAAUAUUAUAUUUUUUUAAUUAUAUAUUGAAAGUAAAACAAAAGGGUCCCGUAAUAAUUACAAUUCACCCUUUUUGUUAUUAAUUCCUACUUAAAUGAAGUUAAUUUAAAAAUUUGAUCUAUACAAACAUCCAUGAUAAAGGUAACCUCGUUUAGAUAAAAUUAAUUACAUAGGAAUUUGAUAAAAUAAACUAAAAUACUCGUUAAAAUAAGCUCUAAAUUUAAUACUUAAUAUGUUUCAAAGGAUAAACGAAAUCAUCUGAUGUACUUAAGAUCUAGUCGGAUUUAUUAACGCAAUUAGCAGUACCUACAUCAAUUCGAUAUAGCUAUGGGGCCAUCCAUAAAUUAUGUCGCAUGUUAAGGGGGUCGGAGGGGGGUCUGCGAAUUUUAACAUUGACAAAGGGGUGGAAACGGUCCUAAAUUUCUCAACGUCACGUUUCAAAAUCUAUUAGAAACUAAAUCUUCAAACUAUUACUUUACGAAAACCUCAACAACAUAUUCAACAAAAUUGAAUAAAAAAAUUAAUUUAGGUAUUCUUUAUUGUAAAUUAUAUUUUGCAUCAUACAAAGUUAAUAAUCAACAUAAGAGGCAACAAGGAGUUUUACCUAUCGUCCUUAAAGAAUUGCUGCCGGACGUGCCAGAAAACUUUGAGUGGAUGAUGACGAUGAUGCCGAUAUUAACAAUUCAAACGAUAACGAAAUGGCUGCCAUACCAGUUAUAAAUAAUACAUAAGACUGAAGAUUUGAUGUUAAUUUGAUUGAACAAUAAUUUAUAAUGGAAAUAAAAGUGAUUUCGGAACCGCUGUUUCCAUUCAAUAAUUUUUAAAUGUAAUUUUCAAAAUAUGUGACGCCACACCAAGGGAGUCUCAAAAAUGUGACCAGGACGAAGGUAGGGGCAAAAAAUCAUGAAAUUCGUGUGACGUAAUUUAUGGAUGACUCUAAUAAAAUUUAAUAUUAAUAAUUUGUUCCACUUGGACACGGCUAAUGACGUCGUUAAUAAAAAGAAAGAACGAAAAUUUGUUAUAUAAGUUUUUUGGUAAAACAUAAAAAUUGAACAAUGUGAAUAUUAUCCGGUUAAUAUAGAAAUUAACAGAAAUGUAACGUUAAGGUUAUAUUUAAACCAAAUUGCUGACUCACCUCUAGUUUUUUUGUCAAAUUAGAAAAAAAAAUAAACAUGACAAUCGCCCAUGACAAGUUUCAAUAAAUAAUAUCGCGCCUUUUUUUCUAAAUAAAAUUUGCAAAUUUUAUAUCUUUAUUUAGCUCCAGCUGAAUGUCCAUUAUACAGUAUGUUCAUAAAAUAACUUCAUUUAUUCUAUAAUUAUUGAAAAUCGUAAUUUGAGUUAGUAAUUAGAUAUUCAAAUUGUCAUUCUUCUUUUAUUUAAGAGUAUCCAAGUCUAUUAUACUAUUCCAUAUUAUGAAAUUAACCAACUAAAAAUGUUAUUUUGAUCUUGACCGGGUAAUAUUUAGUUUAACUUGUUUUAACCUAAUCUGUAGCAUAAACAUAUUUAUUAACUUUCGUAUUCGUAUUAUUAUAAAUAAAAUAUUCAAAUCACCA